AUGUCGGUGCGCGUAGUUUAUAGUAAAUCAUUCGGAGUCAAGUACAAAGCUUCUGUUUGUUCUAAGGCAUUUAUUUUAUACGUCGUUAUAACGUUAUUAACUUUUACCUUGCCGCUGCUAUUUUGCUACCGAAGCAGUGGACUAUGGAUCAAGUACGAGAAAUACAGAGAACAGCCUAUGGUACAAUUUAAGUUGCAGUAUUUGUUAUAUGCUGAAACAUCUGAUCCCACGUCUCCGCUGAUUUGCGGAAAUUUUCCUCGGACGUUAAAAACGACGGGCUUUUGUUCCACCAUCAAGGUUAUAGAAGAAGACAUUAACAUUGAUGGGAAAAAAGAAUUUCUGGAUUUAGAGUUAAGAUUGACGACGAAUGAAACGUUGGAUGUACAUUCCAUAACUUUAUUGCUGAUAUUUGAUUUCAAAAUACAAGAUUUGUGUUUACUUGAAAUGGAAUCCAUGGCAGUUAUUACUCACAGUUCUGGAUUGCCAGGCGGUAGACUGGACGUAUUUGGAGAUUUAAACUUGGUACAAAAAACGCCCUUAGUUUGUACACCGAGAAAACCUAUUCGUAUGAAUAGACCUAUAUUGUUAUUUGAAUCUCCCGACUGGUUGGUUAACAUAUACGAAGAAUACUCAAAACGUACUCUUUCUACUAAAUUGGAUAACGUUUUAGAUAAGUGGACAAGAGGUCGACCUUAUCAACAGCCAUUUUUAAUUAAAGCUAAAAUAAACUACGGUUCUGUGGAGAUUUUAUACAAACCAAAGUUUUGGCAAAUAAUGAAGUGGGCAUGGAUACAAUACUUUUCAAUACUUGUGUUAUCAGUAUUUAUAUUUAAAAAAGUUAAGCGGUUUUUAUUUACUAAUCAUAUAGUUACUACGAAAAUCGAACGUUCGAUGUAG
This is a messenger RNA of Macrosiphum euphorbiae (potato aphid), 897 nucleotides long. The record is from the annotation of a GenBank genome assembly. Lineage: Eukaryota; Metazoa; Arthropoda; Insecta; Hemiptera; Aphididae.